GUGAAGCUCCACACCAAGGAUGACCCUGACCUAGAAAGACCCGAAUCCUUACAAAAUAGUCCACCAGAAGGUAAACACACUCAUAUAAACUGGGCCCCAAAGGAUGCAGACCCCCAUUGCUCCGGAUAAGGGGAGCCCCAAACUCUGCAGGACAGGAGAGGGUGCUGAGGAGGAACAACACCGGCUGGCAGGUUGGAGGGGCCCCACAGAUUGAUGUGCGUGUGAAUCCAGUCGCGCCCAAUAUUGCACAGUGCCGGGUUUAUUGUGCAGUGCGUCCAGCUUUCUGAUUCAUGCGUCUGCGCCCCUCCUUGGGAUUCUUAUCUGGAAAUACGGUAAAUUUAACUCCGGUCAAAACAAAGUUAAAAGAGAUGCAAAUUCCCCCACAGACCAGUGUUUACGUUUCUUUAGUGAAUUAAUUUGUCGUGGUCAUCCCGUGCUGUCCGUUCACAGCAGGACCAUGUGUUCUCGCCUAUACACCACCGAGUCCCCUUCAUUGCAGGCGGACAUGGCACAGCCUCACAGAGAUGCACCGACAUUAUCCAUUCAACGCACGCUGGCCAACGCAAAACUGCAAAGAGCCAAUGGGACAAGAGCUCUGUUCUUUCCCCCGUCUUUGAUUUGUAAAUACCUCUGUUUCAAUGCAACAACUUCCAGGCUUGUAUCUUAUAACCAUCAAACAUUUACAUGAGAAAGUUGACAAAGGCUGAAACAGCGGAGGAGGCCUCGCAACAAAGAGGCCCAUUUAUAGAGUACAGUCGGGGAGAGACACGGAGAGGGAGGGUAGGAGGAGAAGCUGGGAGGAGAGUUGAAUUAAUGAAUUAAAAAUGUCGUGAAACAGCCGCUGUCUGAAUACUUUUGGGUUUAUAGAGAGGCGUGCAGGGGGGUCCUGGAGGAGUGGACAGCGCAAGCUACUUUAACGUCUCUCUGUCCGGACACACUGGGCUCCCUCUCAGCUUCACAUGCAGAAGGAACUGCAAACUGUGCUCAUCUAGAUUACAUAAUGACCCAGUAACAGGGAGCCAGAACCGGUACUGCCAGUACCAGUGUGCUGGGAGACACUGACUGACGGGUUGAUCCUCACCCAGGCCUCUUCUCUGAUUUCAUGUGUCUUUCUAGGAGUUUUCCCAUUUAUUUAUUUUUCAAUAUAGGAUGACAACGACGGAGAGGGGACAGCAGAAGAAAACAAACAAUGCGAUGUCAAAGUGAGAGGUGAUGUAAAACAUGCUCGAGCUGUCAACAAGUGCGUGUCGUUCAAAACCGUGAAAGUUCUCGGCCUCUUUCAAUCUUCCUCCUCCGGGACAGAUUGAAUUGUAUGCUGUCUGUCUUUUUCACGUGUCUGUUGUACAGUGAAAUUAAAUACAUCUUCAUUUUCUGAAGCUGUCGUCCCAAGUGAACUUCUGGUACAAGCAAACAGAAAGUGCCGGCCAUGACCUCAGCCACUCCACCCUCCUCAGAAGGCUCCUCCCCUCAGAAAAUAUGCCACUCCCAGACACAGACUGACAUCACCAAGCCCCUGCUGGGCUCCCCGACGGGGACCGGAGGUGCUGGUUCAGGUGGAGGAGCAACAGAUGCUGGAGGGCCCAAUGCUCUGCGAAGAAGGCGCCGCGUCCUCUCCAAAGACGGACGAAGCAAUGUACGCAUCGAGCACGUAAGCGGGCGUGGGGCGCUGUACCUUCGCGAUCUCUGGACGACUUUCCUCGACAUGCAAUGGCGCUACAAGUUCUUCCUCUUCUCUGCCACCUUUGCUGGGACCUGGUUCGUGUUUGGAGUGCUUUGGUACCUGGUGGCAAUGAUACAUGGAGAUCUACUUGAGUUUGACCCCCCGUCCAACCAUACUCCAUGUGUAAUGGAGGUGAAGACCCUUACAGGAGCCUUCCUCUUCUCUCUGGAGUCUCAGACCACAAUUGGCUACGGUUUCCGGUGCAUCACCGAGGAGUGUCCUGGCGCCAUUGUCCUGCUCAUCUGUCAGCUGGUCAUUACCAUGGUGAUGGAGAUCUUCAUCACCGGCACUUUCCUUGCCAAGGUUGCUCGCCCCAAGAAAAGGGGUGAGACAGUGAAGUUUAGUCAACACGCCGUUGUGUCAAAUCACGAGGGACACCCCUGCCUUAUGAUCCGAGUGGCCAACAUGCGCAAAAGCCUUCUGUUAGGAUGCCAGGUGACGGGGAAGCUGCUUCAGACGUCACUGACCAAGGAGGGCGAGACGGUGCGGCUGGAUCAGCGGAACGUGCCUUUCCAGGUGGACACGUCCAGUGACAGCCCCUUCCUCAUCAUCCCCCUGACUUACUACCACAUCAUCGAUGAUAACAGCCCCCUCAGGGCCUGGGCAGCCAAAGGUGGUGGCUGGACAGACCCCGACCUGGCUGACUUUGAGCUUCUAGUGAUCUUGAGCGCCACGGUUGAGCCGACUUCCGCUACCUGCCAGGUUCGAACAUCCUACCUUCCAGAUGAGAUCCUCUGGGGCUACGAGUUUCCCCCAGUCGUCUCCCUGUCUCCCUCAGGGAAAUACGUGGCCGAUUUCGCCUUUUUUGACAAAGUUGCCAAAACCAAAACCCCACCCCUCUUUAAACAGGCCUUGCCACCGAGCCCGCCCUCACAGGCGUCCCGUCGCCAUGGCAGCAAGGAGGCAGGGACAGACCAGGAGAAAAUGCGACUGGAAGAGAACUACAGGGGGGAAGAGAAGGGGCGAGAAAGGGGGCGCAUACGAGAUAGCAGCCCACUUAGUGUUCGUAUUAGUAAUGUCUGAAGAGACAAACGGGAAGUGGUAACAGGAGGUGGGUGUGAAACUGAGAUCAACAACAUUAACACAGGAAAAAGACAACAAGCUGCUCACACUGAGACAUCAACACAUCUCCUGCACCAAACUAACAGCCCACACAUUCAAGAGGAAACACCUGCAACCACAACACACUGAAGAUAUAUUCUGGUCUGCAAGAGAACAAGUUACAAAACCAGCAUGUACAAAUGUGCAUCACAACAUCAAGUCAUCCACAGAGACAUUUUCUACUAUUCAUUGUUACUUUUUGGAAAAGACUUGAUAUACUGGAUGCUUCAACACUGCAGAAUCCUUCAUCUUACCAGGUCUUUUCUGUCUAUAAUGUAGCACUGUUGGUAGGUAGAAAUAACUUAAUGUGAUUCCAAUAGAAAUAAAUGUAUGUUGUCUAGAAAUGUGUUACUCUUACUUGAACCAAGAAGGAAUUAUAGAAGUAAAAAAAAAAAAGAAAAAGCUCAUUUCUAUUUCAUCUGAAAACCAGGAUUCAACAACGACCUGAAAAGAAGAUUACAUGAUUUUCAGUUUAGUUUAACGUCUGAUAUGGAUGUUAAUCACUGGAUCACAGUACUGUUCCCCCCCCUUUUUUGUAUUAACAAAAAUACCUGCUAAAGAGGGUGAUAUGUACUGGAACAAUGUUAUAUUUUUGACAAACGAUUUUUAAAGGAAUGUAUCAUAUUUGAUGUACCCAAUCGUUUCUAACAGCGUUACUUGUUGCACCUGAAAAUACUGUGCUUUUUGAUGAGAAUGUCUUUUCUUGUUUAUUGGGGUUAAUAUGUUUAGUAAAACUACUAAAAGCACUUUAACUUGAAAAAAAGUGGCAACGGAAUAACUGAACUAACUGAUACUUAAUGCACUGUAACAUACGAUUAAAUCUUGUGUUAUGAUUGGGGAUUGUGAGAUUGUGAGUAUGUGUUUUCGGUUGUAUGAACUUUUUUGUCUUCAAUGUUUUGUACAGUAUGAGUUGAUGUACCUCUGUACAGUGUAUAAAACUAUUUUCAUACAUUCUAGAAUUUGAUACACAGUUCCACAUUUCUUAACAACGCAGAAAGUAAUUUCCGUAAAGUAAUUUCCACACUACGCCCACAUUUUUACUGCUGUCAUUUUAGACAAGUUCAUAUAUCUGCAGAAAAAUUGCAUUCUUCUCUUUUUGGUUUACAUGGAAAUGGCGAUAGACUAAGUGACUUCUAUUCUUAACUAAUAUAUUAUACAACUGAUGAUUUGUUUCCUCUUGGUAGACCUAAAGUGCCACUAUUCAAAUGUAAACAUCUGCUGCUCCAGACAAGCACAAUGGGAAAUAUUCAAAAUCACUGAAAAUAUUUCAGUAUCAAUGUCUGGUGAGACUGGUUGUAUUUGUUUAUACUGUAAAGCCUUCUGACUGUACACUGUAUAUAGAUCACUCACAUUGGUCUAACUUUUUGAGAAAGCACUUUUGAAGUGUCUGUUUUAAUAAAUGUUUUAUUUACAACAUG
This is a messenger RNA of Eleginops maclovinus (Patagonian blennie), 4239 nucleotides long. RefSeq names its product potassium inwardly rectifying channel subfamily J member 10a (gene kcnj10a). Gene Ontology annotation, molecular function: inward rectifier potassium channel activity. The coding region runs from base 1427 to 2743 and encodes 438 amino acids. The record is from RefSeq and is a predicted model, not a curated record. NCBI's taxonomy places the organism in Eukaryota, Metazoa, Chordata, Actinopteri, Perciformes, Eleginopidae. The transcript has 7 exons. Gene Ontology annotation, biological process: regulation of monoatomic ion transmembrane transport; potassium ion import across plasma membrane. Gene Ontology annotation, cellular component: plasma membrane.